Messenger RNA from Theobroma umbraticum, 3329 nucleotides. Its product is annotated as inositol transporter 4-like. NCBI's taxonomy places the organism in Eukaryota, Viridiplantae, Streptophyta, Magnoliopsida, Malvales, Malvaceae. Gene Ontology annotation, molecular function: transferase activity; myo-inositol:proton symporter activity. The record is from RefSeq and is a predicted model, not a curated record. Gene Ontology annotation, cellular component: membrane. Gene Ontology annotation, biological process: transmembrane transport; myo-inositol transport.
UUAUAUCUUUUAUUUGUUCUCCCUCUCAAUUUCUUCUGACAAGUAACAACCAUUCCUUCAUUUAUUUCAAGCUACUAGCAUGUGAUUACAAUUUCAUCUAACUGCCACAAGCUUCAAUUACUUUGUUUAGGAUAGAAGAGAAUAAUGGAGGAGUACAUAGACAUAGUACCCUUCUACCUUUUCCUUUGUUUAAUAAUAACCAAUGUGUUUCUUUUUUAGCCAGAUAUUUUUAUCUUUUCUUAAUUUCCAUGCAUCUUUUUCUUUCUUUUUCCUUCCACUACUUUUGUCAUUCCUCAGAAUAAAGCAAGUCUUUGAGGUAAAAGUGUUCAGCUUCUAACUUUUAACUCAAUUUACUAAAGAAAAAUGAGCUGUUAACGGAGUUGGGGAGGGAGGAGAGGCUUGGGCUUGAGCCUAGGGGGUGUUCCUGAAGCAGAGAACAAAGUUGAGAGGCAUUUCAGUUUGUCAGGGUUAUUUGUUCCUUAGUCCAUGCCUUAUCAUUUAGGAAACCUAAUCUUCUAUUUCAAAAAAAAGAAAAGAAAGAAAAGGAAACCCAAUCUUCGGCAAAUAUAGUAGGAAAGCCAUAUUUGGCAGAAGGUUUUGGAAUUUGAUGUUUAUCCAUUUGGUUUACAAGGAAACACUUCGCUGGAAUAUCUUCAGCAAAUAUAAGUUUUAUUCUGCUGGGAUUCUGGCGAUCAAUGUCUGGAGAGCAAUUUCAAUUUGCUUACUGUGAGAAAAUGGUGGAAGGUGGUGUUGUGAAAGCCGAUCAGACAGAGUUCAGCGAGUGCUGGAAGACGGUAUGGAAGACUCCUUACAUCAUGCGGCUUGCUCUUUCGGCCGGAAUUGGAGGGCUCCUCUUUGGUUAUGAUACAGGAGUUAUUUCUGGUGCACUGCUUUAUAUCCGGGAGGAUUUCCAAGAAGUUGACAGGAAAACAUGGCUACAGGAAGUCAUUGUGAGUAUGGUUGUAGCAGGUGCCAUUUUUGGUGCCGCAUUUGGAGGAUGGAUGAACGACAGGUUCGGGAGGAAACUAUCAAUCCUGGUUGCUGAUGCUCUAUUCUUCGUAGGUGCCAUAGUCAUGGCUCUAUCCCCAGCUCCAUGGAUGAUUAUCCUUGGAAGAAUCUUUGUUGGUUUAGGAGUCGGAAUGGCUUCAAUGACUGCGCCUCUUUAUAUUUCAGAAGCUUCCCCUGCUAGAAUUCGAGGUGCACUUGUUAGCACAAACGGCCUGUUAAUCACAGGGGGGCAAUUUCUCUCUUACCUUAUCAAUUUGGCCUUCACCAAGGCUCCUGGAACCUGGCGUUGGAUGCUUGGAGUAGCAGGAGCCCCGGCGGUGGUUCAAUUUGUCUUGAUGUUGUCACUUCCUGAGUCUCCUAGAUGGCUUUACAGACGGGAUAAAGUAGAAGAGGCCAGGUCCAUCCUAGAGAAGAUAUAUCCUGCUAAUAAAGUUGAAGAUGAAUUAAAGGCCUUGAAACUCUCUGUUGAUGCAGAAAAGGCUGAUGAGCAGGCCAUUGGGGACAAUUUUAUAGCAAAGUUGAAAGGGGCUUUAGGCAAUGCUGUUGUCCGAAGGGGACUCUAUGCUGGGGUGACUGUUCAGGUGGCACAGCAAUUUUCGGGCAUCAACACUGUCAUGUACUACAGCCCAACAAUAGUCCAGUUCGCUGGAUUUGCUUCAAACAAGACAGCAAUGGCGCUUUCUCUGGUCACUUCUGGUCUCAAUGCUGUCGGCUCUAUCGUCAGUAUGGCUUUCGUGGACAGAUAUGGUAGGAGGAGACUCAUGAUUGUCUCCAUGUUUGGUAUCAUCUCUUGCCUCGUGGUGUUAUCCGUCGUGUUCUUUCAAGCUGCCAGCCAUGCUCCCAAAAUCAACCAAUUUGAUUCCACCCACUUUGCUACUAAUGCUACGUGUCCAAGUUACCUUUCAGCUCCCAAUCCAUCAUCAUGGAACUGCAUGUCUUGCUUGAAAGCUGAUUGUGGCUUUUGUGCCAAUGGGGCAAGUGAGCGUUCUCCGGGAGCAUGCUUGGCAAUGACCACAGAUCUAGAGAAUUCAUGCCAGAGACAACAUCGUACUUGGUUCAAGGAUGGUUGCCCGAGCAAAUUUGGGUUCUUGGCUGUCGUUUUCCUAGGAUUGUAUAUCAUCUCCUACUCACCUGGAAUGGGAACAGUCCCAUGGAUUGUGAAUUCUGAGAUUUACCCACUUAAGUACAGAGGUUUUGGUGGGGGUGUGGCUGCAGUUUUUAACUGGGUCUGCAAUCUCAUUGUUAGCUUAACAUUCUUAACCCUGACAAAAGCUCUUGGCUCCUCUGGCACAUUCCUCCUUUUUGCUGGGUAUUGUGUCAUUGGACUGAUUUUCAUCUACUGGUUUGUGCCUGAAACCAAAGGUCUGCAAUUUGAGGAGGUUGAGAAGAUGCUGGAGUCUGGUUAUAAGCCGAAAGCAUUCAGGAGGAAGUCCAAGAGCGACAACCAAUCUCCCUAAGAGCAUGCGUUCUUCUGUUGGCAAGAUGAUUCAGUCUGUGUUCUUCUUCAAUAAAAUGCAAAAAAUCCGGAGUUUAUUUUAUUUGCCAUUGUUGGUUUCGUGGGUGAACAUCAUAGAGGAAAAUGAAAUGAAAAUCCAUUCCUCACAAAAUAGAGAAACCUUCAAGUUUAAUGGUGCUUACUAUCAAAAAAUUUUCCCAAACUAAAACCAUAUGUAAGGCCACCACCCAAGAUUAAUCUGGGUGGUGGCUCCUUAUUCGAACGAAUGUUUUGGAGGUCCCAUCUUUAUGUUAAGGGUUGAAAAUGUGAAUCCGGGACAAGAACCAUAAGCAAAUACGUCAUGCCAAGGAGUUUUAGCUUAUUCUUAGAACAUAAUUGGGGAAGAAUCUGGAAUUGAUUAGCUUACAGUAUCCUACUCCGCAAACAAAAGUCGAAUCAGAGUUGGGGUAAGAAGAAUAAUGUACAAACAGUCCUACGACAGGAGACAAGGACAGAAGCGGAGCUAGAUGCCAGAUGGAAAUACAUGUUACACAAACUGGGUCCUUCGGUCAGAAUCCGAGGUUCAUCUCAAGAGUAAGCUGCUUGUACUUCAAACAAAAGUAUCUUUUCUAAAAUGUUAAUUCCUGGGUGAAAUGUUCAGAGUGGGUACACUGCGGCAGAUGCAGGAAUCAGAACAGAUCAAAAUUGUGGUUGAAAGGUCUUAAUGUCCCCCGCUACAAAAAAGCUGAGCAUAAAGACUCACAACUAUAAUUGUAACAUUCUCAUGGACCUAUGAAUGCCAAAAAAAAAAAAAAACUUGCCAGUCACAUUCACACGAAAUAACAGCAAGUUCACAUUAAUAAAAGAUUAUAUAAAAGCUGUCAAA